This is a messenger RNA of Scaptodrosophila lebanonensis, 4347 nucleotides long. RefSeq names its product MPN domain-containing protein CG4751. Gene Ontology annotation, biological process: double-strand break repair. Gene Ontology annotation, cellular component: BRCA1-A complex; BRISC complex. The record is from RefSeq and is a predicted model, not a curated record. NCBI's taxonomy places the organism in Eukaryota, Metazoa, Arthropoda, Insecta, Diptera, Drosophilidae. Gene Ontology annotation, molecular function: metallopeptidase activity; polyubiquitin modification-dependent protein binding. Bases 45 to 4091 code for a protein of 1348 amino acids. The transcript has 6 exons.
CAUAAAUUGUGGUUUGAUUGCAACAAUUUAUAGCAAAAAAUUGCAUGGAAAACGGAAUGGAAAACGGCGUAUUGCCCGACGGGGACCAAGUGGAUGGAGUUAGUGAAAAUCAGUUGGGUGGUAGCACAGAUGGAGAUGGUGAGGGUGACGCGGCCUCGACGCCACAGCCGCCACCAAUACCGAAUGACGGCUAUGAAGCAGAUGUGGAGCCAAUUUCGAUGGAAAUAUCAGCGCCAUCACCCACUUCAGUCCUUGAGGAUAGUUUGUAUGAAAAGGAUGUGGAUAGCGAUGUGGCAGAUGAUGACAACGACGAUGAGACAAAAGAGAACUACGAGGGCUUUAAUGGUACAGGUCGUACCAUAACUUUGCAGACCUUAAUGGCCGCAAAUGUGCUGCAGCCAGGCAAAUCGUGUAUGACCAUCGAAUAUCUGGGGCAGAAGUUUGUGGGUGAUUUAUUGCCGGACGGUAAAAUAAAAUCUCAAGAGACUGAAACCAUAUUCUUAACGCCCAGUGCGUGGGCCAUGCACUGCAAACGUAUUAUUAAACCCGACAAAAAGAGCGGUUGCGGUUGGGCAUCGGUGAAGUAUAAAGGGAAAAAGCUGGACGCGUACAAAAAUUCUUAUCUACGAAAGUGUUCCUUGCAAAAGGAGUCCACGCCUGAAGAUGGUGACGUUGAUGCUGAACGCAAAUCGGAUAUAUCCGAAACAGUUUUGAAACGCACAGUAUAUCCGCACAAUAGCGUGCCUAAUCGCAAUGUAAUUCACGAUGCUAAUAUGCUCAUCGAGGCUGUUUCCUUUACGUCCGUUGGAAAACUGCAGCCGUUUUUAUUAACAAUUACCUCAUCGGCAUUGCUUUUAGCUGAUUUUCAUAGUCAUUUGACAGUGCGCGAGGUGUGCGGAUAUUUUGGUGGAACGUGGGACAUGAAUUCGCACACUUUAGCGAUUACUAAAACAUAUCCUUGUCGAAACACACGUUUUGACCGAAAGAGGGCUGCAGAAGUGGAGCGCGAUAUUCAAAAAGCUAUGAUUCAAGACCAACUGAUACUUGUGGGUUGGUAUCAUUCCCAUCCGAAGUUCCAGGCAGACCCAACUUUACGUGACUGCGACUCACAAUUGGAUUAUCAGAUACGAAUGCGUGGAUCUAGUGAUCUCACCUAUACGCCAUGUGUCUCACUAAUUUUAUCACCUUAUUAUGACGAAAAUCCCACUUUGGAGUCCGUAGUUAAGUGCAUAUGGAUUGUACCACCUAAUGAGAACAAGCAUUCGAUGGAAUAUGGUCGGCCUAUGCUUAUGCAGUAUUCGGUACUACCAGAUAAAGAGAUUCCAGAGGACGUACGCACGGAAAUCCAAUCUUGUGUUGAUUACUACUCCCAAUAUCGUGGAGAGAUAGUUAAGUUUCCGAACAUAUAUAACAACGAUGUUACUUAUAUUGAGAAGUUAAAGAACACGCUAUAUCCGAAGUUUCCGUCUAAGCAGAGCGACAAAGCGUUGUGGAAUUGGAUUUGUGCCGUUCUGGACUGCGAGCAGGAGGACGACUUUGUGCCACCCAAAACAAUCAAAAUUAUUGAUAAUGAAGAGCAUGCGGUUAAAAUGGAGGCUCCACUUCCUUCUGAUUCUGGGAGUAACAUUAAGUUGGAGGAACCUAAAGAAGAGCUACUUAUAGAUAGCACUAAUUUGAUGGAUGAAGUCGCUCGCAAACUCGACGAAGAAACUGCACAAACCGAACAAAAGGCCAGCGAACUCAAAGUUAUGUCACUUCAAGAGCAGCUAUGCAUGCCUUCCGGCCUCAAUAUGAAUCCAGUUCGGAUGUUGUCUCCACUCGCUACACCCAAUCCAACAAGUCACACGCCGGCCUUGCCAAACAUAGCAACUCCUGUUAUAUCGCAAGGCAUAGUUGCGAAUCAGCUGCUUCCCCCACACACGCCUGUGGUGACCAAUGCUCAAGUAACAAGUCAAAUAACUACCACAACAUCUGCGUCGUCCGCCUCGCCACGAGACAGCCCCAUAACUAUACCAUCGAAUUCGGCCAGUCCGGCUAAGUGUGAAGGACCAAUGCCUUCACCUGCAAAAUCUGACACUUCAUCGCACACUUCUCGCACACGUAACUCACCGGCCCCAAGUCCAGGCAAGUUCAGCGUCAGCGAUAUCGCUCGUAACAGUCCGAGUAUAACACCCAAUAAGUAUGAGACCCCAUCAGCACAGCUAGUACCGCCGUCAGCCGCAUGUCUACCGACUGCAAACGACCUGAUGGCGGCCAGUUUGGCCCAUCUUGCCGGACAAUUGCCGCCCAAUUUUCUUCAGACCGACCUGGCAUCUCUAUUCCAACAACAGCGAAAAGAUUACGGUAGUUCUUCACUUAAUCAGCUGGCGGCGGCCGCCGCUAAGGUUGGUGGCCAGAAGCUUACGAGCAGCAACACUCCAUCAUCCACCGGACUGGGAGAUUUCAGCGAUCCCAAUGUUGCUGCAGCAGUGGUUGCGUAUUCCAACAGCUUCAAUAUGCCACUACCUUCAGUAGGCAAUAACAGCAGCAAGUCGAAGUCUGAACGAUCGUCCAAGUCUUCAUCAUCAUCGUCGUCAUCAAACUCAAGCUCCUCAUCGAAUUCCUAUAAAACAAAGCUCAUGAAGGAGCUGGACGAACUCAAAAACGACCCGCUUAAGAUGAGCGAGCUGAUUCGUUCCCCAGAAUACGCAGCACUGUUGCUGCAACAAGCCGAAGCGCUGGGCGCCACUACGCUUGGUACUUUGGGUUUUGGAUCGGAUUUUAAUUAUAUUACUGGUGCCGGACUCGGCAUGUCAGCAGGAAAUUCUGUUACCAAUACCGGUGUAUCGAACUCUUCGUCUAAUAAGUCCCCCAAAACGUCUGCAACAGCAGCGGCUGCCGCAGCUGCCCUCAAUGCGGACUACAAUAAUCUCAUUCAAGCAUCGAAGCUACUUGGUUACGAUUCCUACAUGCAACAGCAAAGCAAGCAGAACAACGACCUUAAUGCGUUUCUUCAACAGCAAAUGGCCGCUGUCGCCGCCGCCGCUAUACAGCCGCCAUCUGUCCCUACGAGUAAUAGUUCUAAGAAGCAACAACAACAGCAACAUCAGCAGCAGCAACAACAACAGAAUGCCGCUCAAGCCGACUAUACCGCCCUUUUGCAGACAUAUACGAAGCUAUUCGAUCCGAACAAUCAAUUCGCUGCCCUGGCGACGGGCAAGCACUUGACAGGCUCCCACAACGAGCUCUCAGCGCUGCUCACGGGUGGCAGCAGCAGCGGCAGUUGCAAUUCAAAGCAAAAGCAGAAGGAUAUUCAAUCGGAUGUACUUAAUCAGCUGCUGCAACUGGAAAAGCAAGACUCCGAAAUAAAGGCGCUCCUUUAUCGACAGAGCAAGACUAAUGCCGAACUGGACGCAUUGUUUACCUCGCCAUCGGGCGGGGGCUCAGCAUCGAAUUCAAAAUCAAGCAGCUCUGGAUGCGGCCUUGUAGGUGCUCCUUCGCCUUUGUCCAACCCAGCUGCAUAUUAUAACGCAUUGGCGCAGGAAAAAAUGCAAGACUAUGCCGCAUUCUUUCAGCAACAACAUGGCAAGUACGGCAUACCUGAUCCCCUAUCGAAGUCGACGUUAGCGGCCAACAACAUGUUUAUGUCGCCAACGGCACUGUUUAAAAUCCAGCAGGAAUCGUUAUCGGCCAUGAUGAUGAAACCCCCAAAAUCCACCACCCCUUCAUCGGCGCGCACAAGAGAGUCGUCGGCUUCCCCAGCAUUGGAGCGCCUAACUCCCACCAAAUCCGUUAGUAACAAUGCCAACACCGCCGGGAAAUACAAUUUUAGUGCCGUCGAUUUGGCCAUAUCGAGUGUGCCUUCAAACACACCGUCGCCUGCACCGUCUGACGGCAGCAACAGCUCGUUGCAUCGACGACCAUCGAAUACACCGCCCGUAGACUUGAGUCGUUUGUAUGGCGAUUUGGCCCCACCAGCAGCACUCCUGAAUAGUGCCCUGCCAAAGAAGCGAAUGGAGUUUGCUUCGGUGGCCGACUUAGUUGCGCCGCCACCAGCCAAAAUCCCUAAAACCAGUAUGGCUGACGACGCUCUAAAUUUAUCACACGACUAGAAUAUAUAAUACAUCAUUAUUAUCUUCUGUAUCUACUCACAUUCUUAUUCCAUCUUGAAAAACAUGCCAGUGUUGCUCAUACGCUUGCUUUUGAUCCGCACCCCUCCCAUCUUUAUAGAUUUUACAUUUUUUAAUUUUUAAUAAGUAUUAAUUGAUUUACUUCUUAGUAGUGAACCGGAAUAAAUAUUACUUUUAGCUCUUUCCGUUCGUUACGGCAAUCAUUAGGCGAGUUAAGUAAACAUGUAUGUAAUUUAAG